Messenger RNA from Chinchilla lanigera (long-tailed chinchilla), 2354 nucleotides. RefSeq names its product ribosome production factor 2 homolog (gene Rpf2). The transcript has 10 exons. Gene Ontology annotation, molecular function: rRNA binding. Gene Ontology annotation, cellular component: nucleolus. The coding region runs from base 83 to 1003 and encodes 306 amino acids. Lineage: Eukaryota; Metazoa; Chordata; Mammalia; Rodentia; Chinchillidae. Gene Ontology annotation, biological process: ribosomal large subunit assembly; maturation of LSU-rRNA from tricistronic rRNA transcript (SSU-rRNA, 5.8S rRNA, LSU-rRNA). The record is from RefSeq and is a predicted model, not a curated record.
GUUCCGGCUGUUCCUGGGCACGCACUUAUCUCGCGCACCGGCGCGGGGCACGUGUAUUGGCUGGACUGAGGUUGUGGAAGCGAUGGACGCCUUGGACAGAGUUGUAAAGCCCAAAACGAAAAGGGCCAAAAGAUUCCUUGAGAAGAGAGAACCGAAACUUAGUGAAAAUAUUAAAAAUGCCAUGCUGAUUAAAGGGGGAAAUGCAAAUGCAACAGUGACCCAAGUCCUGAAAGACGUGUAUGCACUGAAAAAACCAUAUGGAGUUCUCUAUAAAAAGAAAAAUAUUACAAGACCAUUUGAGGAUCAGACAUCAUUGGAAUUCUUUUCAAAGAAGUCAGAUUGUUCUUUAUUCAUGUUUGGAUCCCAUAAUAAGAAGCGUCCCAAUAACCUAGUUAUAGGUCGUAUGUAUGACUACCACGUGCUGGAUAUGAUUGAAUUAGGUAUUGAGAAAUUUGUGUCUCUAAAAGAUAUUAAGAACAGUAAAUGUCCUGAGGGAACAAAACCCCUGUUAAUAUUCGCUGGCGAUGAUUUUGACAUGACAGAGGACUACAGAAGACUAAAGAGUCUUCUCAUCGAUUUCUUCAGAGGCCCCACAGUGGCGAAUAUCCGCCUGGCUGGGCUGGAGUAUGUUCUGCACUUCACUGCUCUGAACGGGAAGGUUUACUUUCGCAGCUAUAAGUUGCUCUUGAAGAAAUCCGGCUGCAGAACACCACGGAUUGAGUUGGAAGAGAUGGGGCCGUCGCUGGAUCUGGUUCUGAGGAGGACACACCUGGCUUCAGAUGACCUUUAUAAGCUAUCCAUGAAAAUGCCAAAAGCUCUCAAGCCAAAGAAGAAGAAAAAUAUGUCCCAGGAUACUUUUGGUACAACUUAUGGAAGGAUUCAUAUGCAGAAACAAGACCUAAGCAAACUACAAACCAGGAAAAUGAAGGGAUUAAAGAAGCGACCUGCAGAAAGGCUAACAGAAGACCAGGAGAAAAAGUCAAAGAGAAUUAAAAACAAUUAAUAGAAUUUAACCAGCGACUACAGUUUUAUUGUAAUCUAUUUACUACAGGAAUCAAGCUUCAAUGCACUUCAGUUUCUUAAAAGACUUUAUUGUAAAUUUUUAUAACAGUAACUUGCUAUCCGUUGUUGUGAAUAGUAAUGUACCAGUGUUAGCUUAAGCUUGUUACGGGCUCUGUCGGGUCCUGGAGUGCCAUUUUCUCAUCCUCCUCGUGUAACAUCCCCGCCCUCCCCGGACUCCUGCCUUGCUAGGCCUGCGGGGAGGAGGACCUCCACUACCACUGGGGUUGAGUUUUGGAGCAGUUAGUGAUUAGACAAAGGGGGAAAGCCACGCAGAGCAGAAGUGACUCAAGGGAGCCACGCAAACCUCUGAGCCACCUGGAAAGCUAGCCCUCACGUCCAGGUGCAUCUGCGUCCAGCUUUUGUUUUUUGCUUCUCGAUUAUUUUGCCUGAAGUCCUACCAGUUAAGAGAGUUGACACUUUCAGCUUUGUGUGUUAAAUUGUAGAUCUCAGGGAUGUGCAGUCCUGGUCAGGACGCACUGCCAUAGUAUUAUUUAGAGAGACUCUGGCCUGGGGACGAGCUCAGUGUGGAGCACUCGCGCAGUAUGUGCCGGGCCCUGGGUUCCGUCCCCACACCACCUGGAAGAAAGAUUCUGCUCUAGGUGCAUCCCCAUGGCCCUUCACCGAGAGAAAGGAAUCCUUGAUGCGGUAGAAAUGAGAAAGAACAGGAAAGUGUUAAGGCGCAGAGCACUUUAAGGAACUGGCUGGCCCUCAGCCAGCUCCUCACCCUGUGUGGGAGGACCAUCCCUCUGCCUGGGGAAAUGGCAGCCACGUUCGACUCUCUCCUGCUGGUGUCAGUUUUUGCAGGUGGUAAGUUUAGGUUCCUUGUCUGAGGUGUUUGAAGGGAGCUCCUUUAUUCAGUGAAGCUGGUUAUGUUGGAAAGAAGCGUAGCGAUGUAAUCCAUACUUUUAUGUGGUGUGGAGACACAGUUCCGUUUCCUUGUCCUACCUUUGUGCCUGUGCAAGCAGGCACUUCGAGCUUGCCCAGCUGCUGGACGUCAGAUAAUACAUAUAUUAUCUCUGGUCAUGGUCUCUGCUGAGAUACGCAGCAAAGGCUGGAGCCUCAGUUUACCUUCUGUGUCCUCUCCCUUCUGUCGUGAACACAUUCCCUUGCCGUACUUCUCCCUGUUCUUUUCAAGGUGGGGGCUAGAGUCCCCAGGAAAACAAGGGUACUGAUGUCCCUCGUGCAUACUUUUAUAAAUGACUAUGCAUUUUGUUGAAGAAUUUAACAGCCUUCUUUCUGAAGCGGUUUUCAUUUUAUGUCUGUGUGAAGGAAAAACUAAAAUAUUUUGCUUU